CUCUUCAAUCUAUGGUCAAACUCACACAAUGAUGUAGAUCUAUGGUGCCGUAAAUCAGAUCAGAAUGGCAGCCAAGAACUGGGUUUACGUUACUUUUGUGGCAUUCUUUGUCUCACUGGGUGGUUACCUGACUGGAUACAGCUUUGGGACUCUCAAUGGUUUGCAGAACUUCUCAGGAUUUCUGGAGUACUUUGAUCUGGGGAACAGUUCCACGAACGCAAGUUGCACAGAGACGUCGCAUCUCACUGAGGAGAAUCGUCUUAUUUUGGGGACCAUCAUAUCCAUCAUAAAUCUCGGAGGAGCCAUUGGAAAUCUCUUUGCUGGCAAGCCUGCUGACUAUUUUGGCCGUAAAGUAACUAUAGUGAUGUCAGGAGUGCUAAUGGUUCUUGGAACAGCGAUACAGAGUGCUGCUAUUCAGGGAGCUUCUUGGAUGUUAAUUUUGGGUCGCUUUGUUGCUGGACUGGGAUAUGGCGUGUUCUACAUGGCUGGCCCUGUGUACAUUGCCGAGAUUUCCCCCAAGCACAUCCGAGGGACCUUGACCUCUCUCGUUGGUAUUACCAUAGGAAUGGGUGUCGUAACUGGUUAUGUCACCAACAUCUUAUUCUUUGAUAAGUCUUAUGGUUGGAGGGUGUCUCGUCUUCUAGACUGUGUGAUUAGUUGUGUCUUCAUUUUCGGCAUGAUUUUGAUGCCCAGGAGCCCAAGGUGGCUCAUGUUAAAGCGGAGAGAGUCAGAGGCGCGAGAGGUGCUGACAAAAAUGCUGGGACAGGAGGGAAUUGAAGCUGAGCUAGAGGACAUUAGACAGAGUUUGGAGUCAGCAAAGGAUUUAAGCAUCGUUCAGGAGAUUAAAGCCAUAUUAAAAUGGAAAAUCUUGAAGAGAAUACUUUUUGGGAUUGUACUUCAUGUAUUUGCUGCUUCCUGUGGAACAGCAGUUUUUUUCUACUCUGAGCCGUUAUUUUGUUCUCUGGGGAUUGCUCCGUUUGUCACUGCUAUUGUGAUCGGAGUACUGAGUCUCUGUGGAGGUAUCUUCAUAACACUCUUCAUUGAGAAGCUUGGUAGAAAGCCGAUGCUGGUGGGAGGUGGUCUAAUGAUGUUUCUCCUCACUGGAGCAGCUGCUACACUAGUGUAUGCCUUCAACUUGGAGGAAGAUAAGAAUGAUGUCGUCGGCUAUAUUGUUGUGUGUCUAGUCUGCCUCUUUAUGUUAGUCUACUCAUCCACCUGGUAUACCAUUCCAUGGAUUGUCACUACUGAGAUUUUCCCUUUGGAGGGACGAGGUAUUGCGGUUGCUAUCACCACGGCAAUGAACUGGGGAUCAAUCUAUAUUUUCACACAAUCUUUCCCCGCCAUUUUAGCUUCUUUAAAAGCCUCUGGUUCCCUCUACAUGAUUAGUAUAAUCAACAUAGCUGCAGCUGUGUUUUAUCUGUUUUUUCUACCCGAGACCAAGGGUGUUAGUCUUGAACAAGCAGAUAAGAUAUUUGCUAAGCCCUGGUUGGAAAGAAUUGGACUUGCUAGUUGUUUCAGGUUUUGCCGAAGACCUGAAAGCCUCUCAACUGAUGUCAGCAGGACAGACAAUGGAGUAGUGUUAACAGGUGGUAAGCUUAAACCCAGGGAAGAUGAGAAGUCAAGUCCUAAGAGAAGAAGUGAUAUGGAGAAUGACAAAGACUGGGAGGACUAUUGGGAACACUAUGAAAAUGAAGUGAAUGAUGCCAUUAGACACAGAGAAACAAUUUUGUGACCGGUGUUCUGUUGCAUUCCAUCUCAGCUCAUUAUUCAUUUUUAAUCAUUAAUCAUUAUGACCUCAUUAUUUAAAUUUGUAUAGUUAAUGACCCUGUUCCAAAUUACUACGAUUGGUACUAGUAGAGAGCGAC
Molecule: messenger RNA, 1865 nt
Organism: Halichondria panicea
Lineage: Eukaryota; Metazoa; Porifera; Demospongiae; Suberitida; Halichondriidae
Product: glucose transporter GlcP-like
Exons: 15
Coding region: 65-1732 (555 amino acids)
Biological process (GO): carbohydrate transport; transmembrane transport
Cellular component (GO): membrane
Molecular function (GO): carbohydrate:proton symporter activity
Source: RefSeq, a predicted model, not a curated record